AUGGCAGCAGCAGCAGCGGCGGGGGAUGCUGCGUGCACAGCGGAGGAGGGAAGCGGCCGACACCUCGGCAUCACUACCAGAAGCAGCAGCAGCAGCAGAAGCAGCAGCAGCAGCAGCAGAAGCAGCAGCAGCAAAAGCAGCGCCAGCAGAGCAGUGCUUAGUGACGUCAAGCAAGACGAGGAUAGCAGUAUGCUUCUUGAUGCGAAGAAAGCCUCGAAGCGGAAAGACGAAAUUCAGCAUCUUGAGGAGGAAGCGCACAGCGUUAGCAAGGACGGCGAGGCCGCUUCUAAAGGGGCUGCCACGGCAACAGCCAGCGUCUCCAGCAGCAGCAGCAGCAGCAGCAGCAGCGGAGCAUCUCGCCCUUCCCCUCUGGAUAGUUGCACUGCAGGGGAAGCUGCGGGAGACGCCGAAAGGAGUAUACGCAAAGGCAACGAUAGCAGCAGGGAUGCUAUUGCCCACGGGGAUGUGAAGUCGACACAGUCGCUUGAUGUCGGCGGAAGCCGCAGAAAUUCAAGCAGCAGUGGCAGCAACUCUGUGGGAGAACAGCACAUGGCCAGCAUGUCUGCCGUCGAGUUGCCAAAGGCUGCAGCCUCCUCACGCUUGGGGGAUGUUGCUUCGCUGAGCAAUAUGCACGGCAGCGAUAGCAGCUAUCCUACGAGUGCAAACAUAGAAGACAAGAUGCGAUGGCGGCAAAGGCGGUUCACAGAGUUUAAGGCUGCUCUCAGCAGCAAAGCAGCCAGCGUCUCCUCGCCAGACAGAACGCCAGAGAGCGCAUGCGCUGCUUCCGCCUCUCCAUGUUCGCCUGCAGAGGUGCAGCAACGGAAGCAGGAGGAGAUCGCAUCGCCUCCCUCAAGCGCUUCUGGUGCUGCGUCCUCAACUGCCGCGGCAGCAGCCGCUACUGCCGCCGCCACGGCAGCAGCAGCAGCAGCAGCUGCAGCAGCAGCAGCAGCAGCGACGGCGAGCAAGCCAGCAGCGGCAGCACCAACCCCUUCGGGAAGCCGAUGGGACAAGUGCCCGGAGAGUCUUGUGAACGGUGUGGUUGGUGCUGCGAAAGCAAGUGCAACGGCUGCAACGGUUCCAAGCCGAGGCAGCACUUGCAAAAGUAGCGGCAGCAGCAAGCAAGAGCAGCGACAGCACGAGGAAGAGUUCUUGGUUCCUUUCUCGCGCACGCUGUCUAAGCCUCCGACUGCCCGAUUACCCCCCUCCUUUGGCUGCGCAUACGAGAGUCACAAACGUUUUCUUAGCCUUAUUAGGAG
Messenger RNA from Cyclospora cayetanensis, 1256 nucleotides. RefSeq names its product suppressor protein SRP40-like. The annotation marks the transcript as partial. The transcript has 5 exons. The record is from RefSeq and is a predicted model, not a curated record. Lineage: Eukaryota; Apicomplexa; Conoidasida; Eucoccidiorida; Eimeriidae.